GCAACGAAUUUGUGCAACUCUUAGAUAUCUCGCCCUGGCUCUUCAAAUUCAUCUCUGUUGAUCCCACGAUGUCUGUAGGGCGAGGCAUCCAAGAGUUGCAUGUCUCAUUUUUAUUUACAGAUGUAGGAGUGGCCUUCAAGGUUCAAACCCCACAGGCCACAGGACACUUCACCUCAGCUUUUGCCCAAUCCAAAGCUUGAAGCGGGGGACUCGACAAUAGUCUUGUUUUUCUCUUUCUCUCCGUCCAUCGCUCGUUCUCCAUCACUGUCCUUGAUCCAUGGCUGCUGCCCAUCUCUCUUCUUUCUCGUCGUCUGUAGAAAACACUCAUCUUUUCUCUCCAUUCCCAUCUCAGAAGCCUCUGUCUCUCUCUACUAAAACCCUACAAAACCCCUCCUUUUCCUCCAAAUCCGCCUCCUCUCACACCCAUAAAAACCCUUUUAAGCUCUCAUCCAAGAAACCCAUCGCAGAUAUAAUUUCCUCUUCAAGAGACCCAGAUGAUCGUUUUAUCAACUACGAUGAUAACGAUAAGCCCAGAGAGGAAUGUGGCGUUGUAGGUAUCUAUGGCGAUCCUGAAGCCUCCAGGCUUUGCUAUCUUGCCCUCCAUGCCCUGCAACACCGUGGCCAGGAAGGCGCCGGUAUCGUCACUGUUCACGACAACGUUCUUCAAUCUAUUACAGGCGUCGGCCUUGUUUCCGACGUCUUCAAUGAAGCCAAGCUCGAUCAACUCCCUGGUGAAUUCGCGAUUGGGCAUGUCCGAUAUUCUACUGCCGGCGCUUCCAUGCUUAAGAACGUGCAGCCCUUCGUCGCUGGCUACCGAUUUGGGUCUGUUGGGGUUGCACACAAUGGCAACUUGGUGAAUUAUCGCUCCCUCCGGACCAUGCUCGAAGACAAUGGUUCCAUAUUCAAUACUAGUUCUGAUACAGAGGUUGUUCUCCAUCUGAUUGCGAUAUCAAAAGCCCGGCCUUUCUUUCUCAGGAUCGUCGAUGCUUGUGAGAAGCUCGAGGGUGCGUACUCCAUGGUUUUCCUGACAGAAGACAAACUUGUUGCGGUACGUGACCCAUUCGGAUUCCGACCUUUGGUCAUGGGGCGAAGGAGCAAUGGUGCUGUUGUGUUUGCCUCCGAGACCUGCGCGCUUGAUCUGAUUGAAGCUACUUACGAGCGGGAGGUGAAUCCCGGAGAAGUUUUGGUGGUAGACAAAGAUGGGAUUCAAUCACUUUGCUUGAUGCCUCACCCCCAGCCGAAGGCCUGCAUUUUCGAGCAUAUUUACUUCUCUUUACCGAAUUCUGUGGUCUUUGGCCGGUCAGUUUACGAAUCCCGGCAUGCAUUUGGGGAGAUACUAGCUACUGAAGCUCCAGUAGACUGCGAUGUUGUGAUAGCUGUACCAGAUUCUGGGGUGGUUGCUGCACUUGGAUAUGCAGAGAAAUCUGGAGUUCCGUUUCAGCAGGGGCUUAUUAGGUCACACUACGUUGGAAGGACAUUCAUCGAACCUUCACAGAAGAUCAGGGACUUUGGGGUGAAGCUCAAGCUUGCACCUGUCCGGGCGGUAUUGGAGGGGAAAAGGGUUGUGGUUGUGGAUGACUCAAUUGUAAGAGGAACCACGUCCUCAAAGAUUGUUAGAUUGAUCAAAGAGGCUGGAGCGAAGGAGGUUCACAUGAGGAUUGCAAGCCCACCAAUCAUUGGGUCUUGUUAUUACGGUGUAGAUACACCAAGCUCAGAGGAGUUGAUUUCAAAUAGGAUGAAAGUGGAGGAAAUUAGAGAGUUUAUUGGGUCUGAUUCUCUUGCUUUCCUUCCACUGGAGAGCUUGAGAAAUUUGCUUGGAGCCGAUGCUCCUAACUAUUGCUAUGCUUGCUUCUCUGGGAAGUACCCUGUUCCACCAAGGGAGGUUAAGGUGAAACGGGUGGGCGAUUUUAUGGAUGAUGGAUUGAAUGGGAAUAUAGAAUCUAUAGACGGAGGAUGGAUUCAAACUUCUAGAAAUGUUACAAUGGGGAAAGCAAAUGGACCAAGGUAGCGAUCAUCGUCAUGAUGAAGAUUUCCUCUGCAUCAGUCCCUGUUUAUGGGAUUUUCCCAUUUCUAUGAAUAGGAGCUACCUUUCAGAGGCAGGGUCCAGGCAUCAGAUGUUUCACAUGAGUUUGGGGUAAUCUACAAUCAGUAAGGAUGAGACUCUGUUAUGCUUGGAUCUUCAAAAGUGGUUGCCAAAGUUGAAUGCCCUGGUACAAGUAAUUCAGUCAACUGGCUCCAAGAAUAACAUCAGAUGGUUCACAAGAGUUUGGGGUAACAAAUUCUUUAUCCAGUGGAUGGUUAAUGGAAAAUAACUUUUUUGCUAGAAGUAUUUAAUGGUAUUUACUAGUUUCUGAACAAACUCUGGCUUAGCUAUUUUUUCUAAAUCCUGUGAUCCUUCACCUGUAAUUGAUGGAUGUUUUAACCCAUCU
Messenger RNA from Nelumbo nucifera (sacred lotus), 2429 nucleotides. RefSeq names its product amidophosphoribosyltransferase, chloroplastic-like. NCBI's taxonomy places the organism in Eukaryota, Viridiplantae, Streptophyta, Magnoliopsida, Proteales, Nelumbonaceae. Gene Ontology annotation, biological process: purine nucleobase biosynthetic process. Gene Ontology annotation, molecular function: amidophosphoribosyltransferase activity. The record is from RefSeq and is a predicted model, not a curated record.